AUGUUAACAAAAAUGAACAUUACCGAUGAUACGAAGCAUCAGCAAAUUGUUAGAAAAUUAACAGGUGCCGCAAGGGAAUGGUACAAUAAUCAUCAAGACGAAUGUUCAGAUUCUGUGUCAUUAAUACAUGAAUUGAAAACAACGUUUUCAUCAUUAAUCAGAGACGAGAUGGCAUUUCAAAGAUUACCAUGCCAACAAAGUCACAGUGAAACAAUCAUAGAUUAUUAUAAUCAUGUUUUAGGAUUAUGUCAACAAGCUGACCCAAAUAUGAGUGAUGAAUCAACAGUUAAAUAUUUAAAACAAGGUGUUAAACCAUCAUUUCGUGAAAAACUUUUGGAUCAAAAUCCAACAACACCCAAAGAAUUUCUUCGAAUCGCGCGUCGAAUUAGGUCGACCUAG
This is a messenger RNA of Didymodactylos carnosus, 399 nucleotides long. The record is from the annotation of a GenBank genome assembly. Lineage: Eukaryota; Metazoa; Rotifera; Eurotatoria; Philodinida; Philodinidae.